AUGUGUUUUACGGAGCCAGACGAGCCCAAUCCAGCCUUCGAGGAGAUAGAAAAGCGCCAAAAGGCAGAGGCUGAGGCAGAGCAAGCCCGACAGGAUGCCAAGGCUGCUGAAGAACGGAUCGCUGAGCUCAACAGGUUGAAUCAAAAAAUACAGGAAGAGGCUAGGGCGGCUGAGCAAGCCGCUAAGGAAGCCGCGGCAGCCUCAGAGGCUCAGGCCCGUAGGGAAAGGGAGGCUCAGGCCGAGGCCAAACGUGCUGCCGACGAAGCUCGCUCACAGGCGGAAGCUGCUGCUCGUACCGCCAGUGAGGAAGCAAAAAAGCAAGCGGCGCAAGCAGAGGAGGAGCGUAAGCGAACUGCCGCUGUACAAGAGCAAGCCAGACGAGACGCCCAGGCUGCCCAGGAGCGGGCCAAGAAACUACAGGAGGCUGCUGAUGAGGAGAAGAGGAAAGCGGCUGCCGCCCAGGAGGCGGCCAACGCGUCGAAGAAAGUGGCAGAAGAGCAAGUAAAGGUAGCCAAUGCUGCCAAGGAGGAGGCUGAACGCAAGUUGAAAGAAGGCAUUCAACCUGUAUUGACUCCCACACCUGAAGAAGUUAGCGCUGCCAAGCGGAGAGUGCAAUAUCGCGAGAACCUGUUCCACAUCGCAAUAGCCGGGGUGGCAGGAGGAGGGAAAUCAUCUCUCAUCAAUGCCUUCCGCGGUUUGCGUAAUAAGGGCAUCGGAGCUGCUGCCACUGGCGUCACCGAGACAACGCUAGUCAUGGCUAGAUACCCUCACCCUAAUGCAGAAUAUCCUCUUGUCUUGUACGAUUUCCCGGGCGCUGGCACGCUCAAAAUCCCAGACUGGCAGUACUUCAACGACCAGGGACUUUAUGUCUUUGACAGCAUCAUCGUCUUGUUCGACAACCGAUUCACCAUGACCGACAUCGCCAUCCUCACGAACUGCAGGCGUUUCAAGAUCCCCACGUAUAUCGUGCGCUCUAAGGCAGAUCAGCACAUCCGUAACAUUAUGGAAGAUAUGGGGUAUGACAGCGACGAUGAUAGCAGCAAGGUCAAGAAGCUUCACCAGGCUGCACGGCAGCAGUUCAUUCAGCAGACGCGCCAGAGCGUGAAAGACAACCUGCAGGAUGCCAAUAUACCUGACCAACGAGUUUAUAUCGUUUCGAAUAAAACGAUGCUCGAUGUCGCGUCGAAUACAACGAUCUUUGAUGUUCUGGCGAGAAAGCGGCCAAAGACUAUCGACGAGAUUGAGUUGUUGAGCGACUUGAUCCGAGAAGCCCAGAUCAGGCGAGGACACCGUGAUACUGAGGCGGCGACUAUUAUGAAUGAGGAGUUAGUGGGCGAUGAUACAGUUCUUCCUUCGGACUCUUACUGAUACUUGUCCGUUCUCGAUAUGAUCAUACCGUUCGUGACCGAGCUUGAUUCCAGACUUGCAGAUUCGGUUCUUCCUAUGUUUCUUUCUCUGUGCUGAUGUUGUUACUUCUCC
Molecule: messenger RNA, 1479 nt
Organism: Suillus plorans
Lineage: Eukaryota; Fungi; Basidiomycota; Agaricomycetes; Boletales; Suillaceae
Product: interferon-inducible GTPase-domain-containing protein
Exons: 1
Coding region: 1-1368 (455 amino acids)
Cellular component (GO): membrane
Molecular function (GO): GTP binding
Source: RefSeq, a predicted model, not a curated record